This is a messenger RNA of Chara braunii, 1049 nucleotides long. NCBI's taxonomy places the organism in Eukaryota, Viridiplantae, Streptophyta, Charophyceae, Charales, Characeae. The record is from the annotation of a GenBank genome assembly.
AGGGAGGGGUGAUGGUCGUGGAAGGUGGUCUGGGUGCAAUGGAUACUGGAUGGAGCUCCCGAAUGGGUUGCGAACCCCACCAGUCAUCGCGCCGGGCGGCCUCACCUCGCAAACACCUGCACCACGUAUGCAAGUAGCUGCGCCUGCUCAGGGAAUGGUACCGCAUACGGUGGCGCUUCCACAGCUCCCACCUGCGGGAUACUAUCCCCCGCCGCAGUAUGGAUGGCAACCGUCUCCACCACCAAGUUGGAAUUAUAAUCAGCGGCAGCCUAGUGCGAACUCGUUUCCAGGACCUGGACAACGAGCAUGGUUUACGAAGGAACAUCUCGAUCUUAUCGAGAAAUGGAAGACUAGGGACAUGAUCGAAGAAGGCAAGAGGUCAAGCGGUGUAGAAUCCAGCGGUGCAAGCGCGGCGUGCGGCGGGAGCAAGAAGGGGAAGGGGAAGGACACCGAUGACAGCGAGACAAGAAUGAAGGCGUGGAUAGCAAGUACUUUUGGAGGUUCAUUGAAGAAGAUUGCCGAUAAGUUAGAAGAAGCAGACAGGAAGACCAGCACCGCUAUUCAAAAUCGUGGGAAGAAGAGGAUGGAGGAAGUGGAAGAGGAGAAGCAGGAUGGUGGGAGUAGCGAGAAACGGAAGCAGGAUUUUGCGUCACCAGAGCAUCAAGUGAACGUGAAGGAAGACGCGAAGUUGGACGAAAUAAAGAACAUGCUCCAAGCGUUGAUGGGGAAGAACGAAGCACGCGGAUUCAGUCCCACAAAGAACUGUGGUGGGAAUAAAGGAGGAACCUCCGGUAAGAUGAAGAAGGAUUGCGGCGCGUGGGAGCUAGCAAAACAGGACACAGACCAGUUCGCGAGGUUGGUGAACAACACCGAAGAAGAAGAAGAGGAUGAGGUGGAGGAAGGCUCCACAGAAGAGAAAAACGAGGAGGACUGCAACAGCGGCGGCGAAGACAAUGAAGAGGAAGCCGGGGAUGUGUCGGGGAACUAAAGUUCUCGAAACAGAGCGUGUUACGGUUCCUUAGGCGAUUGAGUAAACUGCAUAUUGACCA